UAUUAUUUCACAGUCCUCUUUGGCCAUGAAGGGCAGAAGCCCCUUGAGCUCCGUUGUGAGGAGGAAGCAGAUGGAGAAGAAUGGGUGGAGGCUAUUCAGCAAGCCAGCUAUUCAGAUAUUCUAAUUGAGAGGGAAGUAUUAAUGCAAAAAUACAUCCAUCUAGUUCAGAUUGUAGAGACAGAAAAGAUUUCAGCCAAUCAGCUACGCCAUCAACUUGAAGAUCAAGACACAGAAAUUGAAAGGCUUAAAUCAGAGAUUGUAGCUCUCAAUAAAACAAAAGAACGAAUGCGACCAUAUCAAGGCAAUCAAGAAGAAGAAAAUCCGGAUAUUAAAAAGAUUAAAAAGGUACAGAGUUUUAUGCGUGGUUGGUUGUGUAGAAGAAAAUGGAAGACAAUUGUCCAAGAUUAUAUUUGUUCUCCACAUGCAGAAAGUAUGCGAAAAAGAAACCAGAUUGUUUUCAACAUGGUUGAGGCAGAAUCUGAAUAUGUCCAUCAACUUUAUAUCCUUGUGAAUUGUUUUCUAAGGCCUUUAAGAAUGGCUGCAAGUUCAAAGAAACCACCUAUUAGUCAUGAUGAUGUUAGCAGCAUCUUCCUCAACAGUGAAACUAUAAUGUUUCUUCAUGAAAUAUUUCAUCAAGGAUUAAAAGCAAGAAUAGCAAACUGGCCUACCUUAAUUUUAGCUGAUUUAUUUGACAUUCUUCUACCCAUGCUGAAUAUAUAUCAAGAAUUUGUUCGAAAUCACCAGUAUAGUCUACAGGUGCUUGCAAACUGCAAGCAGAACAGAGAUUUUGACAAACUCUUAAAGCAAUAUGAAGCCAACACUGCAUGUGAGGGCAGAAUGCUUGAGACAUUCCUUACAUACCCUAUGUUUCAGAUUCCUAGAUAUAUUAUCACCCUUCAUGAACUUCUAGCUCAUACACCGCAUGAACACGUGGAAAGGAAAAGCCUUGAGUUUGCUAAAUCUAAGCUGGAAGAACUUUCAAGAAUAAUGCACGAUGAAGUAAGUGAUACAGAAAAUAUACGGAAAAAUCUUGCAAUAGAAAGAAUGAUAGUAGAAGGUUGUGACAUAUUAUUGGACACCAGCCAAACCUUUAUACGGCAAGGAACUCUUAUUCAAGUCCCAUCAGUUGAGAGGGGAAAACUUAGUAAAGUUCGCCUGGGAUCAUUAUCCUUGAAAAAAGAAGGAGAAAGGCAAUGUUUUUUAUUUACAAAGCACUUUUUAAUUUGUACAAGGAGCUCUGGAGGAAAGUUGCAUCUACUUAAGGCUGGAGGCGUCCUUUCAUUAAUAGAAUGCACACUAAUUGAGGAAACUGAUAUGAAUGAUGAUGAAUCAAAAGGUUCUGGGCAAGUAUUUGGGCACCUCGACUUCAAGAUUGUGGUAGAUCCUGCAGAUGCCCCCCCAUUUACGGUGGUUCUUUUAGCCCCUUCACGGCAGGAAAAAGCAGCAUGGACCAGUGACAUUAGUCAGUGUGUUGACAACAUACGGUGCAACGGUUUAAUGACAAUAGUAUUUGAAGAAAACUCCAAAGUCACUGUGCCACAUAUGAUCAAAUCUGAUGCUCGUCUUCAUAAAGAUGACAUUGACAUCUGCUUCAGCAAAACACUGAACUCCUGCAAAGUGCCCCAGAUUCGUUAUGCAAGUGUUGAACGCCUUUUGGAAAGAUUAACAGACUUGAGAUUUCUCAGUAUUGAUUUUCUUAAUACUUUCCUACAUACUUACCGCAUAUUUACCAAUGCAGCAGUUGUACUGGAAAAACUGUCAGAUAUUUACAGACGGCCUUUCACCUCAAUCCCUGUCAGGUCUUUGGAACUGUUUUUUGCUACUAAUCAAAACAAUAGAGGAGAACAUAUGGCUGAUGCAAAGUCACCACACCUCUGCCGCAAAUUCUCUUCCCCUCCACCUUUAUCUCUCUCUAGGACUUCCUCACCUGUCAGAACAAGAAAAUUAUCAUUAAAUUCUCCACAAAAUUCAAGAAUAGGAGCAUUAGAUCUAUCUACUUCUUCUGUUAACAGUCCUACCUCAACAUACAGCCCUGGAACAUCACCACCCCCUAUGUCAUCUAAAGUACCACUGGACCUAAGCAAAAGUCCUUCAUCUCCAGAGCAAAGCCCUGGUUUUGCAGAAGACAAUUCAGAAAGCCCACGGAGCGAGCUUUGCAACAAGCUACGAAGAAGCAUUCAAAGAGCAGGAGUUUUGGAAUCUGUACCAGUUGAUCAUCCUAUUCCAGAAAGUGCCUCAACAGUAGAUCCUCCUGAGCUCUCUCCAUGUAGAUCCCCUUCAACUCCACGACAUCUACGUUAUCGGCAGGCAGGAGUACAGGUGACCGACAACGGUCAUUGUUCUGUUUCGCCUGCUUCUGCUUUCGCUAUUGCUACUGCUGCAGCUGGUCAUGGAAGUCCACCAGGAUUUAAUAACUCUGAACGAACAUGUGAUAAGGAGUUCAUAAUACGUCGGGCAGCCACUAACCGUGUCCUGAAUGUCCUUCGCCACUGGGUGUCAAAACAUUCUCAGGAUUUUGAGUUAAAUAACGAAUUGAAGAUGAGUGUUCUUAAUCUGCUAGAAGAAGUUUUGAGAGACCCUGACCUUUUGCCACAAGAAAGGAAAGCUACAGCAAAUAUCCUGAGGACACUUUCUCAGGAGGAUCAAGAUGACACACACUUAAAAAUAGAGGCUAUAAUGCAGAUGCUAGAGUGUCCAAAACCAGAAUGCUUUGAAACACUAUCAGCCAUGGAACUUGCUGAACAAAUAACUCUCUUAGAUCACAUUGUUUUCAGAAGCAUACCUUAUGAAGAAUUUCUUGGGCAGGGUUGGAUGAAAUUGGAUAAAAAUGAAAGAACACCUUAUAUUAUGAAAACCAGCCAACAUUUUAACGACAUGAGCAACCUUGUAGCAUCCCAAAUUAUGAAUUACACUGAUAUCAGUUCCCGUGCUAAUGCCAUUGAGAAAUGGGUUGCGGUGGCAGAUAUCUGCCGAUGUAUGCACAACUACAAUGGCGUCCUUGAAAUCACAUCAGCCUUGAACAGAAGUGCAAUCUACAGACUAAAGAAAACCUGGGCAAAGGUUUCUAAACAACCUAAAGCUCUUAUGGAUAAACUUCAGAAGAUUGUGUCAUCUGAGGGAAGAUUUAAAAAUCUCAGAGAAACACUCAAGAAUUGCAACCCCCCUUCUGUGCCAUAUCUUGGGAUGUAUCUGACAGAUCUGGCAUUUAUUGAAGAAGGAACACCAAACUUUACUGAAGAAGGCCUUGUCAAUUUUUCUAAAAUGCGAAUGAUAUCACAUAUUAUCAGGGAAAUACGUCAAUUCCAACAGGCUUCCUAUCGCAUAGAGCAUCAACAAAAGGUCACUCAGUACUUGUUGGACAAAAGCCUCAUCAUAGAUGAGGACACGUUGUAUGAACUAUCCCUAAAAAUUGAGCCCAGACUGCCAGCCUGAGAAAUUAAUAUCAUUCUUCAGCUGUCAAGAACUUAGUUUAAUGGAAAAAUUAUGCACGGCAUGCCUCUACUGAAUGCAAGGGGCAAAAGCUGAGAAAAAAUUAAGUUUUUCCCUCGUCCAUUAAGGGAUGCAGAGUCUCACAGAGAUACUUUUUCAGUCAUGGAGAAGCAACGGCUGGAGGCAUGAAGCCACAAGGCAGAGAUGCGGGUCAAGUGGUUGUUGCUUGACAGAAGUAAAGAGAUUUGAAAACAAAUAAAGGACUGAAGAAAAGGUGGGCAAUAACUCUACUGAGCCAGGCAACGAGACAGCAAAAUGAAAUAUGAGUACUGUGUUUUGUUAGAGCUGAAUAAAUGAUGGCAUGCUACUGGAAGAAGAAACAGAAUUGUCUAACCUUCUUUGGAUGCAACCCAAUCCACAAAAAGCAUGCAUUAUUUAGGUAUUUGGACCAAAUUUGCACUUUAUCAAGUCUAUUGUAAAUGAAAGGGUAUUUGUAGAAGCAACAAUAUAAUAUGUAAAAGCAUUAUCUCCUGUGUAAUCCAUUGAGUACUGUCUGCGGGGUGAGGAAGAUAUUAAAACAGGCAAGAUGGCCUUGCUGUCUUGACACCCUUUGUGGACAUCACUAAAACUUUUCAUUUUAACGGAAAAUGUCUGUUCAUAAAUUAAUUUUCCUGUACCUACUUUUUCCAAGAUUGAAAGAAGACUUAAGAAUAUCAGUGUGACAUUCUAAAUGCUAGCUUAAUAUUAUAUUAUUCAUUCUCUAAUAAUAGCAAUAUGGUGAGAUGAUCUGGUAUGCAAAUUAAUGCACUGUCUUGCAUGGUUGCUCGAUAUACAAGCUUAUAAGGGACUGGUUUGAUUGGCAAUUUUGUGGCAACACUGUCUCUAUAGUAGAUUAGUUCCUUUAGUAAUUUAUACUUUGUUUUCCAAUAGUACAUUUCUCGUAUAAUUUUUGUCAAAAUAUAUAUGUCUUAAUGAAAUUGUCAUGUCUUCUCCCAUGCACUAGUAGAUGAAAUUAGUGGAUUUUUUUCCCCUUUCAUCCUGUAAAGUAGUUCCAAACAAAUAUCCUAUUAUAAGGAUGGACCUCUCUCCUUCUGGCCCCCACCCAUUUAAGACAAUAAGUAACCCUCAGCUCUGCAUUGGUAUCAGAGUCUAGUGACUUAUAACCAGUAGGUUAACCUGAGAAAUAGUAUGAAUAAAUCAUAUAUAAUUUUGACAUCCUGAUGGAUUUUCAUGCUCUUUAAACAAGUUAUGAAGGUGUAGUGUUUGUGUAUCUUUUAAUUUUUCAUGGAGAACACAACUCACUGCUCUUGGCACUGUAAUAGUCAUUUAACUACCAUUGAAUUUCACAUAACUGGGUUAGCUGUAGCAAGGAUAUUUGUGUGUUUGUGCAUGUGUCUAUAUAUGAUCAUGACUCCAGGGUCACCUUAAUGUUUAUAAAAGCCAGUUUCUAUAAGUGUAGCUUGCAUUAAAACUGUUGCUCUGCAGCAUACUUUAAUAGAGAGAUCCCUUACUUUUUUCUAAAGAGUAUAUAUUUUCCAACACUGAACAAUCUUUAAAAGCCACUGCUUAUAUAGAGUUUUGUGCACACAGACUUGGAUUGCAGCCAUGGUCCUAUAAGAAUUACUAAUUAUUUUUCAUACAGUAUUCACUUAUACUUUUGCUACAAAAGUCAAUCUGUGUAUAUUACAUCCCCUCACCGUUAAUUCUAGAUGACAAGAAGAGUAAAGUGAAAGAUUGUUUGAACAGCAGUAAUUUGUCAAUUCCUUGGAAAGUAAAAACAUAUUUGUCCUAUUUUUUAAAACUCAGAAAGAGCAGUAAAUAAUAUUUUUCAUCUCACAUUGUCUCCAUAUUGAAUUCAGAAGGAAGAAUGUAUUUAAUAUUUAAAGAAAAAUAUUUUUGUUUAUCUGACUUGAAUAAGUUACUAACAGAUUUUUUUUUUUUAUGUAUAUGGUUCCAGAUUGGGUCAAUUUACAUUUUAAGACAUACUGUACAUACUACUUCUUUGAUUCCCUGAAUAAAAGUAGUCUCCCUGCAUGGAAAGUAUACAUAAACUCAUUGUUUUUAAAAAAUGCAAUUAAUAUCACUUUUAAAUAACUAGAGUGGAAAAGUGUACUUUUCCAAGGACUCUUAGCCAGCAGAUGAAAAAUCCCUUUAAACCCUCUCAGGAGCAUUACUGUUUAAAAAAGGAUAGUCAUUGGUCAUAUUUGAGAUUUUAUUCCUUAGUGCUAAACUCUGACAAUGGAAAAUUAAUCUGUGUGGCUUUUUUUCACAUUUCCAGCCCAGAAAAUCUAGUUUUGUCUAAUUAUAAAUCCUAUCCAUUAUUUGCUCAGUAAGAAGUUUAAUCAUGCUAAAGGCCUAUUUUUAUAUAACUAUAUGCAUGGCUGCACAUUUAAAGGAAUUAUAAAAUUCUCUUUUAAGUUUUCAGAAAAACUUAAGUAGGAAUGCUGUAGGCAUGUUUAAGUAUUUCUGGUUAAUGAAUAUGGUCGAUUUCAAUGUGAACGUUAUUUAUAGAUAAUUGCUUAUUAUCUUUUGUCAAAGAUAAUUUAUUGUUCUUUUCAUAAAUGCCUAUCAGGAAAAGGUAACAGCAGUUUGAUGCAUGCUAAACAGAAGCAUGAAUUAUUUGACCAACAGAUAAUUUACUGAUAUUUUCACUGUGUUAAUAAUAAUUUUUAAAUUUUCACACAUAAGUUAUUUAAGAGAAGUACACUAAUUUCCAAGGCAGUACUUUACUUUUGAGUUAUUUUCUUGCUUCUAGUGUGAGUCAGCCUCCCACCUUCACAACAUCCAUAUAGUACCUAAACAUUAUUUUGUGAGGAUUGUUUGUGACAUAUAGUGAUUGGUUAUUUAUUUUGAUUUUCUUGUACUUCAUUUUAUAAUAUUAGUUUUGUCCUUUCAGGAGGCCCUUAGCCUAUUUUGAAUUCUAAAUGCAGCCAAAGGUGCUUUUAUCUGUUUUUACCCUGUUUAAUUUACAUAUUCCAUUAAAUUAUAUGAUAACUCUU
This is a messenger RNA of Python bivittatus (Burmese python), 6428 nucleotides long. The record is from RefSeq and is a predicted model, not a curated record. Lineage: Eukaryota; Metazoa; Chordata; Lepidosauria; Squamata; Pythonidae.